Messenger RNA from Polychytrium aggregatum, 585 nucleotides. Its product is annotated as cytochrome c/c1 heme-lyase. Gene Ontology annotation, cellular component: mitochondrion. NCBI's taxonomy places the organism in Eukaryota, Fungi, Chytridiomycota, Chytridiomycetes, Polychytriales. The transcript is spliced from 3 exons. Gene Ontology annotation, biological process: cytochrome c-heme linkage. Bases 1 to 585 code for a protein of 194 amino acids. The record is from RefSeq and is a predicted model, not a curated record. Gene Ontology annotation, molecular function: holocytochrome-c synthase activity.
AUGCAGCAGGAGCAGAUCAAUCCCCUCAACAACAUGCUGCCGCCCAACCAGGCUCCCGCGCCCGGCCAGAAGCAGCAACUUUCGAUCGAUCGUGAAAAGAGCAGCAUCCCCAUGGGCGGCAAAUUCGAGGGCCAGGUCUGGGUCUAUCCCAGCGAGCAGAUGUUCUUCAAUGCCAUGCGCCGCAAGAGCUGGGAUCCCGAGGAGCGCGACAUGUCCGUGAUCGUGCCCAUCCACAACGCCGUCAACGAGCAGGCCUGGCGAAAGAUCAUGGAGUGGGAAAGUGUGCACAAGACCGAGUGCGGCCAGCCGAGGCUGCUGCAGUUCCAGGGCAAGCCCAAGGAGUAUUCGCCCAAAGCCCGCAUCAUGAACUUUUUCGGAUACACCCUCCCGUUCGAUCGCCAUGACUGGGUUGUUGACCGCUGCGGCAAGCGGAUCACCUACGUCAUUGAUUUCUACAGCGGCGACACCAAGGCAACCAAGCCCGGACAGGUGUCGUUCUACCUGGACGUUCGACCGGCCAUCUCGUGGGAGGGUGUGAAGGACCGGCUCUACAGGUUCGCGACGACGGGAUCGGGGCUCUUUUGA